AUGUCAGCCUCAAUUCUCCCUGCUCACGAUAGAAAAUCGUACUUGUAUCGUCAUGCUACUCUCGAUUCAAUACUUGACGAAGAAGAUGAAGGUAAUCUAGAUGAAACAACGUUGCCUCAAGUCACUUCAACAGCAGAUAUAUCUUCAUCGCUUCGACCAUGGUCGAAUUUACCAAUCAAUACAAUAAAAACUCCACAAAAACGAUUUCGAUCUCAGAUGUACAAAUAUAUUCAACUGGAAGAAUCACUUCAAUCAGCUAAUCUUCUCAACACAAACGAAGAACGUCAACAAUUCCAACAAGAUUAUCAACAAUCCAUACGAGAACGCAAAUUCGAUAAAUUUUUGCAAACGUACUAUCACAAAUUGCGCACACAUAAACAAACACUCGAUCGUGAACGCGCGAUGAAAAAAUCGCGUACAUUUACUUUCGCUAACUUAGACAAGAAUUUCAUCGCAUCGGAUCCUACGCGUGACAUCAAAAUCGUCUUUGUGAACAAUCCAAGAACUCUCUUACGAAUGGAUAUGACGAAUGCUCGUUCAACAAACUUCAAUCAGCAAAAUACCGAAGAAAUAGCUGUUGAAACAUUUUACGAAAAUCUCUCUCGCAGAUUUCUAAAUAAUCCCUCUCGUGCUCGAGAUGAAAUUACUUUAUUCGCUCGUCAAACGAGCGAACGUCUUCACGAAACGAUACCUUAUCUGUCGCAAGUUCCCUACCGCGUUCGACUUGUUGACGAACGUGAUAAAGAACAUCCACUGGACGAACGAACCAUAUUGCAAAUGAAACAUCAAAGGAAUCUGUCUGUCAUUGAAAAACGUCGACAGAAAAUUAUGAAGAUGAUUACGCAAACAAGGAACCAUCAGGUUCGAAUGAAACAGAUCGAUAAACGCACACCUUUAUCCAUCGAUAAUUCGAUCUAUUGUCAAGAACUACUCGAAAGAGUUCAGGAAAUCGAACAAAGCAUCAAAGAAAAACCUUGUCGAACACAAUCAAUUGCGAAAAAAACAAAUUCGAUCUAUUCAUCGCCUCUGUCGCCAGCUGACACCGAGAGGUCAUCAUCGUCGUUAUUAUUCGUACGACGAUCACCUCGUUUUCAAGAAAACGCACUUUCAAUGUAUCAUAUUGAAAACGCCGAUAAUAUUCGUAUCAUUGAGUCAACGCGACCGUUGACAACUCCAGGAAAAAAACUACAAUGGAUGAAUUACACUUGA
Adineta ricciae is the source of this 1209-nucleotide messenger RNA. NCBI's taxonomy places the organism in Eukaryota, Metazoa, Rotifera, Eurotatoria, Adinetida, Adinetidae. The record is from the annotation of a GenBank genome assembly.